Molecule: messenger RNA, 339 nt
Organism: Nezara viridula (southern green stink bug)
Lineage: Eukaryota; Metazoa; Arthropoda; Insecta; Hemiptera; Pentatomidae
Source: the annotation of a GenBank genome assembly
AUGCACCUUUCCUCUUCUCUUGUGGAGGUCCUGAGGCUAGUAUCUUAUUUAAUUUCCACCUAUAAAAAUCAAAUGUCAUCAUCAUCUGAAGAAGAAGCUGUUUCAAUGGAAGAAGUAGCAAAUGAACUUGAGCAGAAUAAAAACAAUUUUGAAAGCAUUAGUACUCCUUUACAUUACACAAACUUAAAAAAAAAUGUGUUCUUUGUUUCUAUUUUUAUCACAUUUUACUUCAUCACUGUUUUUGCCAUUAUAAUUGUAAUGAAUCAACUAAACUGCCCCAACAUUAAACAGGAGCUAAUUCAUAAUUGUACAAAGUUGAGUAAUAAGAAACUAGAAUAA